This is a messenger RNA of Dothidotthia symphoricarpi CBS 119687, 897 nucleotides long. RefSeq lists its product as uncharacterized. The transcript has a single exon. The record is from RefSeq and is a predicted model, not a curated record. NCBI's taxonomy places the organism in Eukaryota, Fungi, Ascomycota, Dothideomycetes, Pleosporales, Dothidotthiaceae. Bases 1 to 897 code for a protein of 298 amino acids.
AUGGAUCUUUACCAACCCUCGUGGAUAUAUCGACUUCAUCAAGCCCUUACUCCAGUGGAGCGCUGGGUUCCUGCUUUUCGGAGUCGCAACGAAAAACAGCUACUUGUUACACAGCGUAACACUGUUGUUCCGACACCAGACAACAGUGUCGACAAGCGCAGCAGGGACGAGGUCCGGCUCGACCAUACAGAAGACCACAAGGCUAAGCGAAGAAGGGCGGGUCACGAAUCGCUUCGUUUGAAGCAUUUCCCAAUAUCCAAAUGUACCACCAGCGAGGGUGUGACCUGCCCUUGUUGCCAAGAACGCUACGAGGACGGUGAGAAAGUCUUCCAGCACCUUGUAUCAGCCAGCCGGUUGAAGCAAGCGUGUGUGCUCUGCCCGUCGUCAAGAAACACUACAAAAGUAGUCGACAACAUGAAGACAUUUCCACUACAUAUGCAGAAGCAUACCGAUGACCGUCUGGAGUGUAGCUACGAUGGGUGCGAUUACGAGGCCAAUUCGCAGCAAAGGUUGAGAGUCCAUACGGACAAUGUGCAUACCAGCACACCUCAGAUCCAGGAGCCAAAGCAAUGCGAGCUUUGCCCCCAAGUCCUUGGUUCGAUCGACGCGUACAACGUGCAUAUGAAGGCGCACGAGAACAAGCUGGUUGCUUGCAACCAUUGCAACGAGAUGGUCCCAUACGCCAAUCUCAAAGCUCACAAGGCGACGGAAUGCCUAAAACUUCCAGCAAGAGUCGCUGCUUGCGUAGAAUGCGGAUAUGAGAUGGCAACAACUCAUGUUGCAAGACACAUGCGAACAGCACACUCGCGAGUGGAGGAAGUCAUGGACUUUGGCCUAGAGCACUACCCAGAACUGGCAGGCAAAUACAAGCAUGUUUUGGAUGUUUUGGAGUUAUGA